This is a messenger RNA of Nelumbo nucifera (sacred lotus), 1525 nucleotides long. The record is from RefSeq and is a predicted model, not a curated record. NCBI's taxonomy places the organism in Eukaryota, Viridiplantae, Streptophyta, Magnoliopsida, Proteales, Nelumbonaceae.
AGGAAAGGUGCACAAGCCGCAGGGCGUCGGCUUCGUAUCACUUAUCCCUUAUUUUUUUAUGUAUUGGAUUCAUUCGCAACUGUGCCUUUUACGUGGCGUGCCGGUAAUGAUUUACACAGGUUCCACUUCUACAUUUCUACUCCUCUCUUGUUGAGUGGUGAAUGGUGAUUACUGAUUGGUCUCUCUGCGUCUGCGUCUGCGUCUGUUAGCUGGCUGCUUGCGCUUUUUCCGCUCCCUGAUCAAGUAAAGUCAUCAAGACGAACAUUAUCUUGACUCCAUCCAGGACCGGGAGUCUGUACUCUGCGGACGUCUUGUCCUUUGGCUCUCUGCUUCGCAAUCGCACACUCUGUAUCAACACUUUGAUUUCAAGUCUCAUAGGUUAGGUUUUGUUCGUCGUCGACAUGUCUUACGACUACCUUUUCAAGUAUAUAAUUAUUGGAGACACAGGUGUGGGGAAAUCCUGUAUACUCUUGCAAUUCACUGACAAGAGGUUCCAGCCUGUGCAUGAUCUCACUAUAGGUGUUGAGUUCGGUGCUCGGAUGGUCACAAUCGACGGCAGGCCCAUUAAGCUCCAGAUCUGGGACACGGCUGGUCAGGAAUCUUUCAGAUCUAUCACUAGGUCUUACUACAGAGGAGCAGCUGGAGCACUUCUAGUUUAUGACAUAACCAGGAGAGAGACUUUUAAUCAUCUAGCGAGCUGGCUUGAGGAUGCCCGGCAGCAUGCUAACCCUAACAUGACAAUUAUGCUCAUUGGAAACAAAUGUGAUCUUUCUCAUCGAAGGGCUGUUAGCAAAGAGGAAGGUGAGCAAUUUGCAAAGGAGAAUGGACUUAUAUUCAUGGAGGCAUCUGCAAGAACGGCACAAAAUGUUGAGGAGGCCUUCAUCAACACUGCUGCAAAGAUCCUUCAGAAGAUUCAGGAAGGUGUCUUCGAUGUAUCGAAUGAGAAUUGUGCGGCCAUCCAGCAAAAUUGGGGAGCUCCAUGGUGCUUACUAUGUGAUUUCAACAUUGUUCUCUGUGCGUGUAGCAGGAAGGGGAUGGGAGCAAUAUGCUUGAGUUCAGGGUUUUCUUGAUAGAAUGACUCUAAUAUACCUUCCCUUGAUAGAAUGGCUCUAAUGCUCCUUUGUCUUGCUGGACAUAUUCCUCAUUGAUUGAGAUGGGAGGUAAUGUACUCAAAUGUUAUACAAGAAAAUCUUUGAUGGCCUAUCUUGGAUCAUUUGCCCAUAGUGUUGUGAGCAGGUAUAACAACCAGGAAGCCUGGACCUUUUUGCUUUGAAGUAUCUAUAGGUCUAUGCAAUAUGUCCGAUAUGGGGCGUAUUGUAUUCGUUUCAAAGGCCACCGAAAUGCAAAAUAUUGAGAGUUAGGGGAUAUUAACAGUUUGGGUUUUGAGCUGUCAAUAUCCAUCCUAAUAAACCUAUUUUCAAAUAAAACCUUUUGAUGGAUACAUCAGACUAACUACUUAUCAAGAAAACAAAAUUCCACUAUCUUCAUCCAAGCAUUUCUUUGGCAAACAAGCUUAUCGUUUUCA